This is a messenger RNA of Astyanax mexicanus (Mexican tetra), 1203 nucleotides long. RefSeq lists its product as uncharacterized. The coding region runs from base 194 to 1165 and encodes 323 amino acids. The transcript is spliced from 6 exons. Lineage: Eukaryota; Metazoa; Chordata; Actinopteri; Characiformes; Acestrorhamphidae. The record is from RefSeq and is a predicted model, not a curated record.
GUGAGAAACGGCGCCGGUCUCAGAGCUGAUAGGUCCUCUGGAUGGUUUCUGUUUCAGGGUGGUUUCUAAUUAUCAGAAGUGUUUGGACGGUUGUAGAUGUGCUGCAGAGGAACCGCGUGCUGCAGAGAAAUGUGGUUAGUGUGGUCGGUCACAUUGUGGUGCUGAAACUCACCCAGCCGAGCUCAAAGACAAAAUGACUUCUGAUGCUGUAGGAACCGGUUUACGGGCCUGUGGAUGGGCCUCAGUGUGGAUGCUGCUCCUCCAGCUCGGUUCUGAUCCAGGUGCUGCAGAGACACUGGUGCACCAGGUUGGAGCCACAGUUCACCUGAACGCAAACAUACCUGUGGCAGAGUCAGAUGAUGUGCGCUGGAAAUUAAAGACAGACAAUGUUCUCAUUCCACUGAAAAAUACUGCCCAGGAUUACAUUAUUGAAAAUGGAAACCUGCAGAUCCGUGAGGGGAACAAGAAUCACUCUGGAUUAUACUUUUUGGAGAUUUUUAACAGUAGUGGAAGCUGUUUAUUAAAGAAAGAUUUUAAGAUCAUCUUUCUAGAACCAGUAUCUAAUAUCAAGGUUCUGCCUACUUGCCCUGAGGGAAAGAACACCACUGUAACCUGCACUGUCGACAGCGGAGAUGAUGUGCACUUCCUGUGGAAGUGGACUUUUAACGGGUCUGAGAAGAGCGAGGCACCGCAGGCAGAAGCAGAUAAUCACACAGUUCGCAUCCUGUUUGAGGACGGUGUCCCUGACAGGCUUGUCUGUGAGGCAUGGAACGCUUUGAAUGACAUAAGAGCAGAAGUUCAAUGCAGAGGGUACAUGUGGACGCUGGUGGCUGGCGCUGGGUUCCUGCUGGUCUGUCUGUUGGUGGGGGUUCUGGCCGUGAGGAGAAAGAGGAGCGCAGUCAGUAAAUCAGGAACAGAUGAUGUUUACCUCGACAUGACGGGACGACUUCAAGCCAAACCCCAACCUCAACAUCCGGCAGCCCCCCCUCCCGACACCUGCACUUACGAGCAGCUCAGGCCUCUCCAGAAUAAACCACCUCCAUCAUCAUUAUCACCAUCUUUAUCACCAGAAUCACCAGAAUCACAAUCUCCAUCACCACCAUCACCACCCCCAUCAUCAUCAAAACCUGUAAGAUUGAAUAUACAGGAUAUAUAUGUGUUAUAAUAUGUUAUGUGUGUGUGUGUGUGUGUGUGUGUGUGUGU